This is a messenger RNA of Talaromyces rugulosus, 1677 nucleotides long. RefSeq lists its product as uncharacterized. Lineage: Eukaryota; Fungi; Ascomycota; Eurotiomycetes; Eurotiales; Trichocomaceae. Bases 1 to 1677 code for a protein of 558 amino acids. The record is from RefSeq and is a predicted model, not a curated record. The transcript is spliced from 4 exons. Gene Ontology annotation, cellular component: mitochondrion.
AUGCUACCUUUGAACCUUCGAACGCGUUACGAACUAGCUAUGCGCAUGCUAUCAACCAUCCGAAAAUUCUCAAAAGCCUGCAAGGCGCCUCUUUCUAUAAGCUGUCGCGGCAUACCCAUCACCCGCGAAGAGGAUCUUUUCGCGUACACGAAUGGCCAUUUUCUUAUCAACGAAGAAUUCCAACGUAGCCGACGAUAUGUCCAGUUCGAUCUGGAUGCUCUUUGCAAGAAUGCUGCCACAGCUGGCGGGGGGGAUACAAGCCCGAUCGUUGCUAUUGAGAAAAUGGAAGGGGGUUUCAGCAAAGCUUUCUUGAUGCGGAAAGCGAAUGGAGCGGAAGUAAUAGCUAAAAUUCCGUGUCGUAUUGCUGGGCCACCUUCUUUGACAACAGCUAGCGAAGUAGGAGUUUUGGAAUAUGUUAGGAGACAUACAAGUAUUCCCGUUCCUCGUGUCCUUUCCUGGUCAUCGGAUGCCUCAAAUGCUGUUGGCUCCGAGUAUACAAUCAUGACAAAAGCUACCGGGGUCCCUCUAUUUCAACAAUGGGGCAAUAUGAGCGAGUUUGAAAAACUGCAGCUGAUUAAGAACCUUACAAAACUCGAGGCUCAACUGUCUGCUAUACAAUUUCCGGCGUACGGAGGAUUGUAUCUUCGGACAGAUAGCAUGACAGAGCCAACUCGGCCUCUCAAUGAUGACAUUGAUCCUUCUAAUUCAUUCCAAAUUGGGCCUUCUUGCGAUCGUGCAUACAAUCCCGCUGAUAUGACUCUGGAGUUUAACCGAGGGCCUUGGGAUUCGGUUUCAAGCCUUGGAGUAUCCAUUGCACAGCGAGAAUUGAUUCAAAUAUCAAAUAGAGAACAACAACAAUAUCAGUCAAGUUUCCCCAAAGGCACCGUCGAUCAACAAAUCCAGCUCUUGCAAACCACAAUCGGCCUCAUGAAGCUCUUGGACUCAAAUCCCUUACUAAAAGCAGAAGUUCGCCAGCCUACAUUGUGGCACACUGACCUUCAUAUGGGAAACAUUUUUGUCGCACCGGACGAGUCUUCAAGAAUCGUUUCGCUCAUCGAUUUUCAAUCAACUUCUGUGCUUCCUGCUUUCCUUCAGGCUCAGUGGCCGGUGUUUCUCAGGCCUCCGCAAAACUACAACUACAUAAAAGGAAUAUUUCAACCAAAACUCCCUGCAUAUUUCGACACACUUGACGAAGAAAGUAAAAACAUUGCGUUGCGUGAAUGGUCUCAAGUAAAACUGACCAAGGCCUAUGAAGUUUCUACUUUCCUUGAUGACAGAGCUGCCUCCAAUGCUAUGAACGAUGUACCGCGUGUCUUUCGGGAACUAUUCACUCGCUGUGCAGAAGUUUCCGAAGUGGGUAUUGUCCCCCUUCGUGCGUGUUUGAUAGAAAUUUACCAGAGUUGGUCAGAGCUUGGGUUUUCUGGGAAAUGCCCGUAUUCAUUCAGUCAAGGAGAAAUUGACGAGCAUGAACGCCAGUUUGCUGAAUAUGAAGCUUGGCAUGAGGUUAGAGCCCUUGCUGAGGAGUGCCUCGAUACUGAUGCUGAAGGGUGGAUUGCGCCACAACUGGAUAUAAAUGAGAAGAAAGGGCAAAAUGAGGAGCUAAUGGCCAUGUACAUUGAAAAGGUUGCCGGUGAGAGAUCUGUGCAAGAGGCCAAGGCUAUGUGGCCGUUCUACUGA